This is a messenger RNA of Acanthochromis polyacanthus (spiny chromis), 1796 nucleotides long. It is a transcript of the gene inab, whose product is annotated as internexin neuronal intermediate filament protein, alpha b. Gene Ontology annotation, biological process: intermediate filament organization. Lineage: Eukaryota; Metazoa; Chordata; Actinopteri; Pomacentridae. Gene Ontology annotation, cellular component: cytoplasm; postsynaptic intermediate filament cytoskeleton; intermediate filament. Gene Ontology annotation, molecular function: structural constituent of postsynaptic intermediate filament cytoskeleton. The record is from RefSeq and is a predicted model, not a curated record.
AGUCAUUUUGACCAAAGGAAAAAUUCUCCGGAAAAAUAUUGUGUGAGGAUUCGUGUACAGACUGGACUACCUGGUGCAUGUGGAGGCAAACAGAGUCGCCAGCGGGCAUUAAUUAGUGAUUGGGUCGAUCCCAUAUAUAAAGGAGACGCGCCUACUGCUUGCUCUGUCUCCAUACGAACCAAGAUGAGCUACGGAUCUGAUGUCUUCUCCUCCUCCUCCUACCGAGGUUUUCGGGAAUCUCCCCGUUAUGCGUCCUCUCCAUCCCGCACAAAUAUGGCGUCUCCACACGCCGGGGGUUACCGGUCCUCCUCCCUGACCCGAGGAAACAUCUCCCUGGGCUCGUACAACAGAAAGUCCGGCCGCUCCUUCUCCUCCAUUGCCGCUGGAGACCUUCGACCUGACCAGAGCAGCGUCCACAAUGAGUUCAAAAUCAUCCGCACCAAUGAGAAGGAACAAAUGCAGGGUCUCAAUGACCGAUUUGCAAUGUUUAUUGAGAAAGUGCGCAACUUGGAGCAGCACAACAAAGCUGAGACGGAGUUGAUCGCUCUGCGACAGCGGCAGACCGAGCCGUCCCGCCUGGCGGAGCUUUACCAGCAAGAGAUCCGCGAACUGCGCUCCCAGCUGGAGGAGCUGAACGGAGAGAAGUCCCAGCUGAUGAUCGAAAGGGACAACAUCGAAGACGACCUGCAGAAGCUCAGAAAAUACGAAGAGGAGUUCCGCGCAGAGAGGAGGCAGAGGCCAACCUCAAGCGUUAAGAAAGACGUGGAUGAUGCCACCAUGGUGCGCCUGGACCUGGAGAAGAAGGUAGAAUCUCUGCUGGACGAGAUCAACUUCCUCAGGAAGGUGCAUGAAGAGGAGGUGGCCGAGCUGACAGAUAUGAUCCAGGCCGCGCAGGUGUCCGUGGAGAUGGAGGUGUCCAAGCCGGACCUCACCUCCGCACUCAAGGAGAUCCGCGGCCAGUACGAGUCCAUGGCGUCAAGAACCUGCAGCCGCGAGGAGUGGUACAAGACCAAGUUUGCGGAUCUGUCCGAGCAGGCCAGCCGGAGUAACGGCAUUCGAGCCAGCAGGGAGGAGAUGAACGAGUUCAGGAGGCAGCUACAGUCCAAGACCAUCGAGAUCGAAAGUCUGAGGGGAACCAACGAGUCUCUGGAGAAGCAGCUGCGGGAGAUGGAGGACAGCACAAUGUGGAGAUUGGAAAACUAUCAGGAAAGCAUGGCAGAGCUAAAUGAACUGAGGACCACUAAGAGCGAAAUGGCUCGUCACUUGAGAUAUCAGGAUAUGCUGAAUGUCAAGAUGGCACUGGAUAUUGAAAUUGCAGCAUACAGGAAACUACUGGAAGGAGAGGAGACCCGCAUCGGCAACGGCCUGGCCUAUCCCACCCCCUCCAUAACCUCCAGUGCUGGGCAGGGCUACAAACUACCAACCCAUUACACCAGCUCAGGCAAGAGCUCCAAGAAGGAGGGCAAGGACGAGGAGCAACAGCAGCAGAUCAAGUCCGGAGGGAAGGUCUCCCAGCGUGAAGUUUUCGAGGAAACAGUCGUCACCACCAAGAAGAUGGAACAGCAGGAUGAUAUUCCCAUCCAUCAGAAAAACUAGGAGCCUUCUGUAAGCCCAGAGUCAACCCCUAAAGCUUCCCUAUAUCUCCACAAACCUCUUCAUCUCCCAUCCUAAAACAAACCUGGCGCUUUUACACUUCAAAUAAGAUAGUGAGAUUGUCAUGGUUUCUAUCUGAACCAGUGUGCGUUGGACAUCUUCAAGUGUAGAAUCUUACAGUUUGGUUUUUAUGUUGGUGUAUU